AUGGUUGAGCAAAUAAUAGCCGAUUAUAGUCAUGUACCACCGGGUUGCUUAAUGUUACAAAAAGGUUUUUUUAGUAGAUCAUGUGGCUUUCUUCCACAUCAGCAUGUUCCAUUGGAAUUAGUUCAUUCCCUGAGUAGAAAAAAAUAUAAACAAUCAAUGCCUGAUCUCACUAAAAAUUGUUUACGCCAACCAAAAAUAAAGGUCGUUAAUAUUGAUGGAAAAACUUAUUAUGUUUGUAAGGGACAAUGCUUUCAAUCAUACUUGCUUGCAGUUCAGUAUUUAAUUAAUAAAAAGAGAGUACGUGCAUCAUUUGGUUAUGAAAUGGCACAACUUUAUUGCAUCGAUGAACCUGCAUCAUGUACAAGAAGAGCAUCCUUUUCUGAGAUAAAACGAUGGAAAUCUAUGGGAAAUCUUGUAAAUUAUUAA
Messenger RNA from Strongyloides ratti, 426 nucleotides. RefSeq lists its product as hypothetical. Bases 1 to 426 code for a protein of 141 amino acids. The record is from RefSeq and is a predicted model, not a curated record. The transcript has a single exon. NCBI's taxonomy places the organism in Eukaryota, Metazoa, Nematoda, Chromadorea, Rhabditida, Strongyloididae.